This is a messenger RNA of Peromyscus maniculatus bairdii (prairie deer mouse), 716 nucleotides long. RefSeq names its product DnaJ heat shock protein family (Hsp40) member C15 (gene Dnajc15). Gene Ontology annotation, molecular function: ATPase activator activity. NCBI's taxonomy places the organism in Eukaryota, Metazoa, Chordata, Mammalia, Rodentia, Cricetidae. Gene Ontology annotation, biological process: protein import into mitochondrial matrix. The record is from RefSeq and is a predicted model, not a curated record. Gene Ontology annotation, cellular component: PAM complex, Tim23 associated import motor.
AGUUUGUCCCUACGGCCGUCUCGUCUCGUAGACUCGUAGCAACGCAGCGCGUCCUUGGGGGCCACCCUCACUGCUAUGGCUACCGGUGGCGGCGUGGCCUCCAAAGAGGGGCUGCGCUACGCCGAGUACCUGCCCCCCUCCACCCAAAGGCCGGACGCCGACAUCGACCACGCAGCGGGAAGGAGGCUGAUAGCUGUGGGACUUGGCGUUGCAGCUGUUGCCUUUGCAGGUCGCUAUGCAUUUCAAAUCUGGAAACCUCUAGAACAAGUAAUCACAGAAACAGCAAAGAAGAUUUCAUCACCUAGCCUUUCAUCCUACUAUAAAGGAGGAUUUGAGCAGAAAAUGAGUAGGCGAGAAGCUAGUCUUAUUUUAGGUGUAAGCCCAUCUGCUAGCAAGGCCAAGAUUAGAACAGCACACAAGAGAAUGAUGAUUUUGAACCAUCCAGACAAAGAGCAAUUGACUGAGCAAGAAAUGUGUUUAAGUGCCUCCUUGAAGUCCUUUUCUCCUGAAUGUCCUCUGCCCCUUCUGGGUCAAGUGCAUGCUCUUGGCUGUGAUUGAUUGCAAUAGUAUUAAGCACUCCUGUCUGUCAGAUGAUUGAUAAGUUGUUGGUUGUUUCUACCAGGAAGGAAGCAAGUUCUAAAAUGUAUCCAAGAGAGCAUGUUGUUUUACAUAAAAAUUAAAAUUAAAAAAUUAAAAUGGCCCAGUAAUACCCAAAA